Bufo gargarizans (Asiatic toad) is the source of this 1411-nucleotide messenger RNA. RefSeq names its product lymphocyte antigen 86 (gene LY86). Gene Ontology annotation, biological process: positive regulation of lipopolysaccharide-mediated signaling pathway; innate immune response. NCBI's taxonomy places the organism in Eukaryota, Metazoa, Chordata, Amphibia, Anura, Bufonidae. The transcript has 5 exons. Bases 152 to 634 code for a protein of 160 amino acids. The record is from RefSeq and is a predicted model, not a curated record.
UGUAGCAUAUUUGCAGUGUUCACACCCUGUACAUAUCUGUAUCUGGCCAGAUUUGGACCUAAAAGUACAUAAAUUAGCUUUGUAAAAGGUGUCUCAUCCAACAGGCUAAAACUGAUUUGCUGCUAGAGAAGACAGUCAGCACCUUUGCAGAAUGAAGAAUGUUGCCAUCGUUCUCACUAUUUCAUGGUUGCUACGGCCAGGAGAAAUGAAAGAGUGGCCUACUCACACAAUCUGCAAGACAAAGGACUUUGAAGCAUAUUAUAAAAGUUGUGAUCCUUUGCAGGAUAUAGGAGUCAGCUUUUAUCCUUGUUCCAGAGUUCUCACAAAACAUAUAACAGCUAAAAUUGGAGUGAUUCUAAGACAAGAUAUCAAUUUACUUCAUAUGAGUUCAAAUUUUUUUUACAAUGGAGCUUACCUAUUUCAUGAGGACAAAUAUUUAUGUGACUAUACAGCCCCAAAGUUUUCGUUCUGUGGAAAGAAAAAAGGAGAAUUUGUGCUUUACAAUCAUUUUGUAAGUUUUGGAUUUUCAACACUACCCAAAGGAGAAUAUUUUAUAAUGUUGGAGCUUCUGAAUGAACAUGCUUAUAAAGUUGCUUGUGCAAACUUCACUCUCUACAGUCAUUCUCCAGUUUAAUGAUAGUUUUAUCACGUAGUCGGGAUGGUGUCACAUUACGCCGCUUUUUUAGCAGUGUGCUUUGGAGCAUUUUCAUUGCAUGUUUUCAAUGCGUCUACAUUUUAGAUGUUGGGCAGCAGUAACAUAUAAAACACCAAACAAACAUUGUGGGUUUCUUUGUGUUAUGUUUUAUGAUAGUUUUCUAGUGUUUUUGCCCCUUGGUGUGUUUUUAAAAAGCAUUAUUUUCUGGGUACGGCAUUUUUGAUGCAUUUUCCCAUAAACUUUUUUAGACCUGGUGUGUGCGGGGAGUAGUCGCAACUAACCGCUGUGCCGCAAUCUGUGCCUGAAAUACGCCUAAUAUAGGUGUAUUUCAGCAUCAUAAAUGACCACCAUAGUGUGGCAGCACCCUUAUGGGAGUUAAAUCCAUAUCAGCAUGUCUUUCUAAAUUAAAUACUCAACUCAGACUCUUUUCACACUCCUGUCACUCUCCAUUUCACUGGGUUUUAACUGCAGCAAACAUACUAUAAUGGAAUCCUUUAGGAUUUGCUACGAUUUGUUUAAUGGUUGGAUCGUAAUAUAGCUGUCAUGGCUCCAUUAAAGACAGAAUUCAUGACACUUAGGCCUCAUGCACACGACCGUUGUUUUUGUUUAAUGAUAGUUUUAUCACUUAGUCGGGAUGGUGUCACAUUACGCCGCUUUUUUAGCAGUGUGCUUUGGAGCAUUUUCAUAGCAUUUUUGCAAUGCGUCUUCAUUUUAGAUGUUGGGCAGCAGUAGCAUAUAAAACACCAAACAAACAUU